UUUAAAGUAUCAGUUGGUGUUAAAAAAAUAACAAUGCCUUAAAUAAAAUGAAUAUAAAGUUUAGGGUAUUUAGAUUUAAGUCUUGUGGUGAAGUGUGUAUGAAAUGUCUUCACGAUAGCUUGUUGUCAAGGGAUUAAAACUGUCAUGGAAACUGAAUAUUUUUUAUUAUGACAUGAAAACUCUGUUAAAAGAUGCUUUAAGGAAUGAUGAUGAGUAUAUAAUUCAGAGCAACAAUAGAAACUUCGAAAAAGGUCAAAAGGAAAAUAGUUUGACAAUAAUGAUCUGACCGAUGGGGUGCUCAAGCAGUCGGCCAAUGUCUAAUCGCAGAUUUAGUACAUCAAUGGGAAAUUCUGAAAGCACUGACCACGAAAUGUAUGAAGAAGCUGAAUCUCAAGAGAACGGAAAUCCACGUGUCCACUGGGACGAUGAUGAUGAUGAUGAUGAAGAAGAAGAAGAUGAUUAUUUGACUGAUUACAAUAUGGAUAUGUCCAGUAAUUACAAGUAUCGGACUGUGUCAUCGAAAGGUCCGAGAAGUGCUGGAGGUAGAUCAAGAGUAACUACGACAACAGCUGGCGAAACUUUUGAAGGAAGCGAAUAUUUUGAUAUGGAAACAAUGACAGAGGGACAAUCUGAAAUGACGGACUGGGACCAAGAGGAGCCAGGUUUAUAUGCCCCAUCCCUGUCUUUAUGGUACAAUGAUGAAGAGGCUGGUGAUAUUCUCACACAGGAUGUUUAUGUACCGAAGUUUGGGCUCACAAAACACACCUACUACUGCUGCCUGCAGUGGAAUGCCGGGAUGAACGGAGGAGGGUAUUGUGGGAUACAGGACCAUCCAAAGGGGCGUAAUUACAUCUUCUCACUGUGGGAUCCUGUGGAUACGGAUAAGAAAAUAAAACCUAUAUAUGUUGGGCCAGGAACUAUCUGUGAACCAUUUGGAGGAGAAGGGGAAGGCUUGAAGACAUGGAACUUCACUCUAGGAUGGGAAUCAGACAGCUGGUACACAGUCGUUAUCAGACGUUGGGACGAUGGCGAAAACACAUGCUAUGGAUUCUGGGUAAAACACCAAAUGACCUUGGAAUGGACACAUAUUGUGUCAUUAGAAUUUCCCGUACCUGCAACAUUCUUUGAAACUUUGUCGUGCAGUUUUCUCGAGGAUUGGGAGGGCACUGGGGACCAAGAGCGCCGUGUACACUUCAAAAAUGGCUACAAACACGGACUAAACGGAAAAUGGAUGCCGUUUAAUAAAGCCGUAUUUAGUAUGGUCAGUGAAAUGAGAUGUAAACUAUUUGAAAACAAUUAUGAUUCCGGAGUGUUGGACGAUACAUUCUAUUUGCAGUCAGGUGGACAGACUAUGCAAUCAGCUAGUGCAGUCAAUGGUGGAAUGCUGACCAGAGAGAUGCCUGCAAAACCAGAUGUUUUGCCCAUCUGUGUAUACCUGUCAUCAGUUACUUCAGAAGAAGUUAGUUGGGAAAUAUCUGCAGGAAGUGUUCCACAGUUUCAGUAUAUAGUUUACAUAGACAAACUGAUUUACAAACAGGAAGUAAAUUCUGAAGCUAGAACAUGUAAAUUUGAUACUUCCCCAACAGAACUUGUUGAACUUUUAAUUGAGGACAUUUAUGGCCAUGCGGUGAGGUCAAAGUUCAAAGUCACUAACCCGCCUGACUGUGACUCACAAACAAGGACCAGAUUAGAAGUUUAUGUUCCUACUGCAUCUCACUAAGUGUAUCAGUGACUCUAUAUAGGCACCCCGACUUGCAAGUUUGUAAAAAACAUUGUCAACAUUAUGUGGUUUCUUACUCUAUGCAACAUAACUUUUAAGAGUAUAGUAUAACCUGCAUUAAGCAGUCACUUGCCUUAAGCAGACAGUCAACUUAUUUCCCGUAUUGACUUCACAGACGUUUUUGUUCAAAUAUUAAUUUGACUUAAGCAGCCACUGCUGCUGCAGCCGGAUCCCUUGACUGUCUACUUAAGACAGGUUUGACUGUAUUUCUUUAGUUUUUGAAGAACGAAAAAUAUGAGAAGUGUCUGCCAAGUUCAAAGACUUUCUUUUUAAAAUUUAAGAUUGGUUUUUUGGCCCAAUCUUAAUGAAACUUGGUCAGAAUGUUACCUUCAAUAAAAUCUUGGACGAAUUUGAUAUUAGGUCAUCUGGGGUCAAAAACCAGGUCACCAGGUCAAAUCAAAGGAAAAGCUUGUUAACACUCUAGAGGUCACGAUUUGGGCCCAAUCUUAAUGAAACUUAAUGAAACUUGGUCAGAAUGUUACCCUCAAUAAAGUCUUGGACAAGUUUGAUAUUGGGUCAUCCUUGGGUAAAAAACAAGGUCACCAGGUCAAAUCAAAGGAAAAGCUUGUUAACACUGUAAAGGCCAGAUUUAUGAAUGUAUCUUCAUGAAACUUGGUCCGAAUGUUAAUCUUGUUGAUCUCAAGGUCCAGUUUGAAUCUGGGUCAUGUAGGAUCAAAAACUAGGUCACCAGGUCAAAUCAAAGGAAAAGCUAGUUUACACUGUAGAGGCCUCAUUCAUGGCCAUAUCUUAAUGAAACUUGGUCAGAAUGUUAAUCUUAAUCUGUAAGUCAAGUUCAAAUCUGGGUCAGGUGGAAUCAAAAACUAGGUUACUGGGUCAAAUCAAAGGAAAAGCUUGUUAACACUCUAGAGGCCACAUUUAUGACUGUAUGUUCACGAAACUUAGAAUGUUAAUCUUGGUGAUUUUUAGGUCAAGUUCGAAUCUGGGUCAUGUCUGGUCAAAAGCUAGGUCACUGGGUCAAAUCGAAGGAAAAGCUAUUUAACUCUUUAGAGGCCACAUUUAUGACUAUAUCUAAAUGAAACUUGGUCAGAAUGUUAAUCUUGAUGACCUUUAGGUCAAUAGGCCAGGUGAGCGAUACAGGGCCUUCAUGGCCCUCUUGUUUUGUGCAAAAUGGCAGCAAAAAAUUGACUAAGCUUUUCUACGUACUUUGUUGUAGAUCUAGUAAUUAUGUCUCCCACCACACAGUGGUGUGGGAGACAUAUUGAUUUACUCCUGUCUAUGUGUGUGUGUGUCUGUCUGUCUGUCUGUCUGUCACAAAGCUUGUCCGCACUCUAAGUCGAACAUUUCUCAUCCGAUCUUCACCAAAGUUGAACAAAAUGUGUGUGCCAAUAAGUCCUCGGCCAAGUUCGAUAACUAGCCAAAUCGGCCCAGGCACUUCGGAAUUAUGGCUCUUGAAUUACCGAAAAACACUCGGAUUUUAGGCGCAUUCCUGGAGUGAAAAGGACCCCUAUACUACUCAUGAGUAGUAUAGGAGUCCUUUUGGCUCCAGGAAUGUGCAUGCAAUCUGAGUAGUAUAGGAGUCCUUUUGGCUUGAUGAAUGUGCAUGCGCUCUAGUAGGGCAAGUUCGAUAAUGAACCAAAUCGGUCCAGGCACUUCGGAGUUAUGGCCCUUGAAUUACCGAAAGUCGGCCUUUUUACUCUUGUCCGUGCUCUAAGUCGAACAUUUCUCAUCCAAUCAUCACCAAACUUGAACAAAAUGUGUUUGACCAUAAGUCCUUGGCCAAGUUCGGUAACUAGCCAAAUCGGCCCAGGCACUUUGGAAUUAUGGCCAUUGAAUUACCAAAAAUCGGCCUUUUUACUCUCGUCCGCGCUCUAAGCCAAAUCGCCUGAGGCACUCCAGAAUUAUGGCCCUUGAAUUACCCAAAAUCGGCCUUCUUACUCUUCAGAGGUAUAUUUGUAGUGAGUAAACAGUAUAUAAAGACUGACUUGCUAUUUAGAUGAUUAGGCAGUUGUGGGAGACAUGCGCUUUUCUCAAAAGCAACUCUAGUAUUAAGGAAUUUGGCAUACUCUAUGCAGCUCUAAAAAGGCUGCAUCAUGGUGGCAUUUAUCAACUGUCUUAAAUGAAAAAAAUAUAUAAAGAAACACAGAUAUAAAAUUAUAAUAAUUUUUAAUGUAUUUUGAGAUAAGUGUUGAAAAACAACAAAUGACAGCAGAAGUCUACAAACUUAUCUGACCCCUCAUGUAAUGCCAUUUAUAUGCAUUAUAUAUUUUUAUUCGUGUAUGUAAGAUUAUUUUUUGACUAAAUUUUAAAAUGGAAUUACAUAUUAAUGGGUAUUGUAUUUGUAAGUUAAAAUGACAUGAAAUAGGUGAAACACUGGCCUACUUUUAAGUAUUGUUUUAGAACCAAAAUGUCCAUAAGGAUGGUUGGUUUGAAUAUAAUGACUAAUAGGUCCAGAAGAAAGAGUUUUGCUAAGAACUGCUGAUAUACAUGUAUCAUAGUGUAUUACUAUCAGCCAAAAUGAUUUUUUUUCUAAGGAAAAUCUUUCUCAUUUAAAUUUUCACUCUCAAAUUUUUUAAUACUAGUUUAUGAGAAGUUUUUAAGUACUGGUGCCUUAUGAGUGGAUGCAGCAGUGACACAGGCAAUGCUUGAAUAAAGGUUUAUGGCAUGCCUUAAUCUGCUAUUGUAUUAUUAGUAUUGUAUGCCAUGUAUUUAACCUGUAGCCUUCCAAACUUCUAUAAUAGACUUGUCUUUCAUUCAAUUUGGGCAGUGCCAUUUAUUAUUCAAAGUGGUGUUCACUGCAAAUUGACUGACUGAAUAGCAAACAGUGCAGAACAAGAUGAGCGUAUGUAGAUGUGCAUGUUCAUCUUCGUAUGCACUGAUCCCAAAGGUAAAAUCGCUUGCCGCAAGCAGGGUAAAGGUUUAUGAUAUCAUAUAUUAGUAUGCGUUCAAGUUUUGUCCUGCCAGUAUAUUCUUAUUGCUGUAUUGAUAUACAUGUAUAUUUUUGUAUCUUAGACAUAAAUAUAAUCGUUCAACAUAAAAAAGCAGUUUUUAUGCCCCUGCUCCACUUCCAGUAAGAGGGAUAUUGUUUUUCUCAUGUCGAUUUAUUUUCAAGUCAGUUGGUUUCUAAUAACUGGAGAGAACUUUAUAACCUACAGUGAUCAAAGUUCAUGAGAUAGUUGUCUGUUGUCAGUAGAUGGCCUUAGUUGUGUUGCUGGUCAGUAUGUGAAUGGGCAAGUGUUACAGUGUCGCCUACAGACUAAAGAGGGUUUCUGUUCAAUAACUGCAGAAGGCUUUGAGCUACAGUAGUAAAACUUUUUAGUAUGACUGUCUAUGGUCAGUAUAAGUAAUUCUAAUGAUUUUAGGGCUAGUAUAUCAAAGGUCAAGUUCACAGUGACAUUCAGACUGAAGACAGGCUCAGAAUGUUUGGGCCUGCAGAGGUCAAAUAGGAAGAUUGCCAAUUGGCAGUUGAUGACCCCUAUGAAUUUGAUGGCCAAAAGGUCCGUGUCAAGGUCAUAGUGCCCUUCACACUGAAAAUAGUUUGUGCUUAAUAACUUACAGUUACCAGAUGUUACAUUGACUUUUAAAUUGAAAAAAAGUUUCCUCUCAAUAACUGGAUAAGGCUCGGGUCUGUUGUGGUCAAUGUUCAUGGGGUGAUUGCCUGUGAUCAGACGACUUGUUAUUUUUGGGGUUAUUAGGUGAAAGGUCAAGUUCAUUGUGAUCUUGAGACUGAAAACAGUAAGUGUUUUUGAUCAAUAAUUUAAGAAUGCUUUGAUAUUAUAGUAUGACUGCCAGUUAGAAGAUCAAGGGUCAAGAUCGCUGGGAGAGUACUAAUGGUCAGGGGUCAUGUAACUUCAUCUGAUAGAUAUUUCAAUCUUAAUAGGAUGAUUACCUGUAGUCAGUAGAUUAGAUCUGUGUUUUUAGACUAAGUAGGUCAAUGGUCAAGUUAGCAGUGACCUUAAGACUAAAAACUGUUUCAGUUCAAAAACUAGAGAAUGAUGGGGUCUGAUAUUGUUCAGCUUUAUAGGAUGAUUGUCUGUUUUAUAUAUAUGACUUCUAUUAAUCUUUGGCUGUGUUGGGGUCAGUAGCUCAAAAGUCAAGGACAUAGUUGUUUUGGGGAUGAAAUUUAUAUAUCUGGAGGUUGCUUGUGCCUGUCAUACUUCAUAAGAUGAUUGCAUCACAGGUGGUAGUAAUGUACCUAGGAUACAGUAUGGGUCCAUGAGCCAUAUGCACUUAAAUUUACUACAGUUAUAAUAUUUUCUUAGGGAAAAAAAAUGACAAAAAGCCAUUUUGAAAAAAAUUUGCUCCUGUGACAAUGAGCCAUGAGAUAACUCAAAAAGUAGCACCGGGACCCCCAGUGUUUUUUUUGCAUAUAUUUGUUUCUAAUAUGAUGCUCUAUGAUCAUGCAAAGUUUAAGAAAAUUCUCUCUGCUAGUUAAAAUUUUCCUUCUUUGCCUAUAUAAAAAUCCCACACACUUGUCCCAUUUCCCCUUAAAUCCUUCAAAAUCUCAAUCUGUUUGAUUUCUCAGUUAAGUAGAAAAACAAAAUUCGUAGUUAAGAGCAUAUAUUGGUCUUGUAUUUAUUGUCUUUUAAUGCAUUAUUGGUUAUAUGAAUGUAAGUCUGUAAAUGUAUUUAAUGACUUAAAUUAUAAAUAAAAAGUUAAUUAUUGA
Molecule: messenger RNA, 6404 nt
Organism: Mercenaria mercenaria
Lineage: Eukaryota; Metazoa; Mollusca; Bivalvia; Venerida; Veneridae
Exons: 3
Coding region: 290-1720 (476 amino acids)
Source: RefSeq, a predicted model, not a curated record